UGUGCUUCAAGUUUUAGUUCCCAUCACGUUUAUAUUGUGUGAAAUUUUAAAAACGCCUUUUAUUACUUUUAUUAAUUUGUUUUUUCAAAUGUGUGAGUGAGUUGAGGUGUAAAAAUUGCAAAAUGUUAUGUGACGACAAUUCUGACAAGGUGUCCAAAAAUCCGUUGUGUGUGUUCUGCUUGUCGCCGCCGUUUUCAAUAAGAGCUUUUACACGUCCUCCUGAAAGGUCGGCGUCUCGACGCCUUUCAGUCCGUUGCUGGCGUCGCGGCGGCUCUUCACUUCUCUCCGUGCGUCCACGUUUCAAAGCCGUCAAUCGGCGGUCCUCAAACUCCUUAACCAAAUAUUUAUCAGGAUUUUUCCAAACUCGCGCCAGGAGGGGUCUAACACUGCAGGAGGUGCUCGAAGAGAUACGCAAAGCUUGGAAUCCGCAAAGUUAUUGCACGAUGGAUGAGAAAUGGAGCAAAAGCAACUCAAACGAAACGCUUUCACCUGUCCUGCUGCGAAGAAGACUAAGCGCACCGGAAACAAUAAUGCGAAAGCACAUGUUGGCGCAACAGCGCUCCGACUCCCAAGACAGCGAAAUUGCCCAAUCCGAAGCAAAAAUCUACACUUAUCGCGGCGAAAUGGACGCCGGGAGUGAUUCAAACUUGAACCGGAAGCGCGAUCCGGACUUGAUGCGAAAAACAACGCUGUUGAGGCGCCUCUGGAGCCACACCAAGCCGUUACCAAGCACCCGAUUUUCCGGGACCUUCCACGAAUGGCAGCACUCCUACGGAAAACUGUGCUCGGGAAGGUCCACUCACUCGCUCACUUCGGUGCAUUCGUCCCCCGAACACCUCGUUAAAUCGCAAAGCAGGAGGUCCCUCAACGAGUCCAGGACUUCGCCGCAACACAAAAACAUCAACUCGAGAAGACUUUCGCCGAAACACCAAAAGAGGCACUUCGAGACGGACAGCACCACCACCACCAAAACCAGCACCACCACCACCCCCAAAACGACAACGGAGACGGAAACGAGCACCCGGUACACCAACACGAGCUACACCACGUUCUCGGACAAUUCGGACUCAGCCUACACCAACAGCAAUUCAAACUACACGGAGACUUCGAACAACAACUCGACUCCGUCCGAAAUUCGGAAGGACGUUCUUGAAGACACGGAAGCGUCGAACCAGGGGUACCACCUCAGAGGGGCCAACGAAACGGCAACGCAAACCAUCGGCACCACCAACGUUAACGUCAUCUCAAACGUGCAGCUCAGCCAAUCAACUUUAGACCUAAUUUUUAACCAAGUGAUGCAAGACGUGAAAAACUCUAGUGACGUUUCGAGUGAAUCUAAUAUCGUACAAGUGAAACAAAUCCCGAGUUUUUACCUCAAAAGGAAAGACAGUGAGGACAAUUCGCAACACAGUCGCAUAGUUAAAUGUAUGAUCAGCAACGUGGGGGCCGGGAGCCCGUACAGCAAGCCCCCGGAAGCCCCCCAAAUCGCCGUUCCGCGCUUUUCGGCACGACCGCAAACCUCAUCAAUGGAGGUUAAUAUAUCAUCAGGGGAGUCCACUGAUAAGGAAUCAGACACUGUCAGUUUAGUGGACAGUUUGGAGGACACUUCGUCACUGCGAACAGACCCCAUGCAGAACGAAGUGAUCGCUAACAAAAGUGACAUAUCGCUAGAGCUUCCCGAUAAUAGUGAUAAGAAACCUAGCAAGCCCACUGCGUUCUUCAUCCCCAUUGAAAUCGAUUCCAGGACUGAGUUUAAGCCAGUUUCGGAUCAUUUGCCUCAAAAAGUUAGGGACCGCCUAGUUAGAAGACAGCAAAAACGAGAAGAAAGAAAUAGGAGCAAGCAGAGCUCAUCUAGAUCUGAUAGUAACUACAUUAGUGCAAGCGAAAACGGCAAUCACAUUCACUGUAUCGUUCACAACGGCGCCGAUAUCAACUUAAAUAGCGUACCUCUCCCUGAAGUCAAUUACGGUAAAAGUAAAAAACGGAGCAAACCGCUCCUGCCUAGCAUCGAGUCAUUUAGAAGAAUUAAAAUCGAUGACCAAAAAUCGGUCAAGCGCAAGUCAAUUAAGGACGAAAACUACACCAAAUCCAAGCAGAAACUUUGGGUUCCGAAGGUCAGGAACAAAAACGAGAAGUUGACGCCGCUGUACACGUCCAAGAACGAAUACGUGUACGACUGCGGCCCUCGCAGAAUCUACCACAAAACGGAGUUUAACAACACGAAUAAGAGAAUCGAAAUUUUGGAGAUCAUGGAGUGCGUCGAUAACUCGGAAAAGCUGGAGAAGUUAUCGAAAAAGUCGAAAAUUCCGGUCCUGGUCAACCAGAAGUUGCCGAAAAUAAACCAAAAGCAGUCGAAAGCCGAAAAACCGGCUUUUUUAGACUUGGACUGCGUUCCCAUCACUGAUCCCAAAUUAGACCAACUCAUCGCAAAUAUAUUAAUAGAAACUUUAAAUAUUCCUGAUAUACAGGCGUCAGUGAGUGGCAGCAAAUCGCCGGUGCAGGAAUCCCAGGCUGAGUCAGCGAAGGCGAAGUUUAGUCAAAAAUUUGACGCGAUCCCCGAGGAACUGUCGUUCCAGUCGUCGACCGAAAACGACGUUUCGAACAACAAUGACGUCAAUCCCGCCGAAGAAAAGAGCGCGUAUCAGGGCAAAGCGGCCGUGGCCGUUGUUAAGGACGAAAACUUUUCCUCGAUUCCUAAAGGUUGGAUCACGUUUUACAUGCUGCAUAACAAUCGGGGAUCCCCUGAUAGUACUUCCGAUGAAGGGAAAAAACUGGCUGACAAGAAAAAUGAAAGCAAGCAAGAAAUUGAGUCGGGGAAUAACAAUGACCUGACUUCGGCCUACAGCAACGUCACUUAUGACGUUGUCAAAAAAGACAAAUACGAAUCGAAUGGAAACUGCUCCUCCAGCAGUGAAAUUCCGGCGAAAACGCUGCCCCCGACCACCGGUCGAUAUAAAAAGUAUAACCAGAGGAAAAUAAGGCAUAAAGUCAGCGAAACGGAAAAAGUUAAGCAGUUCGGCGAAUGGUCCGUGACAGUGAGCGGGACAAACAGCUACGGCCAGUUUGCUCCCGACUUGGAGAUGAGUCUAAAAUUCCCCGAUUCUCAGAAAAACUACACCUGUCCAAGCCAGUCCGACUCUGGUUUAGGAGAAGACAAUGAAAAGUCUCAUUUUCCAAAAAUCGGAACAAAACAAGACCAGUAUAAAGAAGAAGAUGAAAAUAAUGAGUUUAUGAAGCAGCGAUUGCCAGAUAUUGCCAGAACAAAAAUGGGGAAAAAACAGCGGAGAAGCGAUUCCAGCGUUCCCUCCCUCGGGAACUUGUCUUCCAGAAUCGAACCGAGACAAACUCGGACGAGUACAAGAAGAUAUAAUUUGAGUCGACCUAAAAUUGAUUACCAAAAAUCGGAGACACCGAGAAAUGCCAUAAGCCUAUUUAAUGAUAGGUUCAUUGAGACGAGUUGGAAUUUUUUUAUCUUAUUGUCUCGUUUUAGCCACUAUGCCGAAAUUUUGAAACGAUUUCCGGAAAUUUUAAGCAUUACUGGGAACGCCAUCAACCAGGGGAAAAAAUAGCGAUAAAUAGGAUACUCGUAAGAAUAAAAUGAUAACUGCAUUUUUUAUGAAUUUGUAAUCAAAGUAUUAAUGUUGUUGAAACGUUAGAAAAUGAACUUAGAGAUUUGUUAUUGUUUGUUAACUUUGCCAAAUACAAUGUUUAAAAUA
Tribolium castaneum (red flour beetle) is the source of this 3716-nucleotide messenger RNA. RefSeq lists its product as uncharacterized. Bases 123 to 3569 code for a protein of 1148 amino acids. The record is from RefSeq and is a predicted model, not a curated record. The transcript is spliced from 9 exons. NCBI's taxonomy places the organism in Eukaryota, Metazoa, Arthropoda, Insecta, Coleoptera, Tenebrionidae.